CGCCCAGUACAGUGUGGUUGGUGCGGAUACGCCCACACUUUGGGGAAGGAGAUUAAGGAAAAGGUGCUCCGUCUUUGGACUUGGAGGAACCAUAGUUAUAUACUAUAUAGCUUCUCUUUACUUCCCUAUACAAUCAUGUUCAGGCUUGCCCGACUAGUCACUCACAAUUCCUGUCUUGUGGGUAGGCCAGUUGUACCUCGGCCACUCCAUCAGUCCACACUGAGGACAAGAACCGCACCUUUUCGUAGAACUCUCUGCGAUCAAGCCCCACCCCAGACCCCCAAGGGUAUCCCGUACAAUCAACUAACAAUUGGAGUACCCAAAGAGUCUUUUCCAAACGAGAGACGAGUUGCCAUCAGUCCGGCUGUUGUCCAAGCACUCACUAAAGUCGGUUUCAAUGUCGUCGUUGAGGAUGGAGCUGGCGAAGAGGCAAAAUUCUCAAACUCGGAUUAUCAGACUUCUGGGGCUUCCAUAAAAUCCAAAAAGGAAGCCUUUGCCUCCGACAUUGUUCUUAAAGUUAGGGCCCCGUCCCUGGAUGAGGUUGGCCUCCUUAGAGAAAGGAGCAACCUCAUCAGUUUCCUCUACCCAGCACAGAAUAAGGACCUACUGGACAAGCUCUCUGAAAGGAAAAUAACAGCAUUGGGUAUGGACUGUGUGCCCAGGAUAUCCCGUGCUCAAGUAUUUGAUGCUCUCAGUUCAAUGGCUAACAUUGCUGGGUAUAAAGCCGUGGUUGAAGCUGCUAAUAACUUUGGACGGUUCUUCACUGGCCAGAUAACAGCAGCUGGUAAAGUCCCUCCCGCCAAAGUGCUAGUUAUAGGAGGAGGUGUGGCUGGUCUAUCGGCUAUUGGUACCGCUAAGAGUAUGGGGGCAGUAGUGAGGGGAUUUGAUACAAGGGAAGCUGUGAGAGAGCAGGUCCAAUCCCUUGGAGCUGAAUUCCUUGAAGUAAACGUGAAAGAGAAAGGAGAAGGGACGGGUGGGUAUGCUAAAGAGAUGUCAAAAGAGUUCAUUGAAGCUGAGAUGGCUCUUUUUGCAAAGCAAUGCAAGGAGAUAGACAUAUUGAUAUCCACUGCUCUCAUACCUGGGAAACCUGCUCCUAAACUCAUCUCAAAGGAGAUGAUCGAGAGCAUGAAGGAUGGUUCGGUAGUUGUUGAUCUCGCUGCCGAAGCAGGUGGUAACAUAGCCACUACUAAACCAGGCGAGCUCUAUCGGUAUAGUGGCGUCACACACAUUGGAUAUACUGACCUACCCAGUCGAUUGCCGACUCAAUCAAGUACACUGUAUGCUAAUAAUCUUUCUAAAUUCCUUCUGUCAAUGGAAGGAGACAAAGGACACUUUGCUAUUAAUUUAGAAGACGAGGUCGUACGAGGUGCUAUAGUUUUACAAGAGGGGAAGCUCCUCUGGCCUGCCCCGCCUCCUAAGGAGUUGACCAUGCCCAGUUCACCUGUUCCCAUGGCAAAAGCAGAAGUUGUUCCAGCAGCAGAACUGAAUCCGUUUAAUUUAACAAUGAGAAAGUCACUAGUGUACACAGCUGGUCUUGGUACCAUAUUAGGACUCUCUCUCAUUUCUCCUAAUCCCGCCUUCAAUACAAUGGUAACCACUUUCACUCUCUCCGUCAUCGUCGGCUAUCAUACAGUUUGGGGUGUCACCCCUGCACUCCAUUCCCCCCUAAUGUCUGUCACCAAUGCUAUUUCAGGUAUAACGGCAGUCGGUGGUUUAUUGUGCAUGAGUGGUGGGUUCUUCCCCGGUUCUACUCCAGCUGCUCUCGCUGCAGCUGCUGCCUUUAUCUCAUCCAUCAAUAUAUUUGGAGGGUUCCUCAUCACUCAGCGAAUGUUGGACAUGUUCCGUCGUCCAACCGACCCACCUGAGUAUAACUACCUUUACGCCAUCCCUGGGGCAGCUUUUCUAGCCGGCUAUAUGGGAGGGCAUCUUUACGGCGUCCCCGAUAUACAACAGAUGGGAUAUCUUGCUGCUUCACUCUGCUGUGUUGGAGCUCUUGGUGGCCUCUCCUCUCAAUCUACCUCACGUCAAGGCAAUGCACUGGGUAUCAUUGGAGUCAGUACUGGAAUGAUUGCUACUCUGGCUGGACUGGGAGCUUCGCCUGAAUUGAUGACACAGAUGCUUACCUCAAUUGGAGUAGGUGGGCUCAUUGGUACCGUCAUUGCUAAGAAGAUGGCCAUUACUGAUCUCCCUCAACUUGUUGCAGCCUUCCAUUCAUUUGUAGGCCUUGCAGCUGUCCUCACUUGUGUAGCAACCUACAUGACCGACUACACUCACCUAAUGACGGACUCCAGUGGGGCGGUCACCAAAGCAGCUCUCUUCCUGGGUACUUAUAUUGGAGGUGUGACCUUUACCGGGUCCCUAGUUGCCUUUGGUAAGCUACAGGGACUAUUGAAAUCCGAUCCAUUCAAGCUACCAGCACACAAUGCACUGAAUGCUGGUAUGCUAUUGACCAAUGUGGCUGCCAUGGGCUAUUAUAUGACCAAUCCUGGCUAUACUAUCGACAUGGCUUGUCUCACUUCUACAGCUGCACUCUCUUCUGCUAUGGGUAUCACUCUGACCUCUGCUAUUGGUGGAGCUGAUAUGCCUGUUGUCAUCACGGUAUUGAACAGUUACAGCGGGUGGGCUCUCUGUGCCGAGGGUUUCAUGCUUAAUAACAACCUCAUGACUAUUGUAGGAGCAAUGAUUGGGUCUUCUGGUGCUAUACUCUCCUACAUCAUGUGCAAGGCAAUGAAUCGCUCGCUCACAAACGUCAUCUUCGGCGGCUACGGAACUCUAUCGACGCUCGGCGGUAAACCAAUGGAGAUCACUGGCACUCAUACAGAGAUUAAUGUCGACGGUACAGUAGACAUGAUCCGUGAAGCACAGAACAUAAUAAUCACUCCAGGAUACGGUCUCUGUGUUGCAAAGGCACAGUAUCCCAUAGCUGAGAUGGUUGAUCUGCUACGCAAACAAGGAAAGAACGUUAGGUUUGGCAUUCAUCCUGUAGCUGGUCGUAUGCCUGGUCAACUCAACGUGCUACUGGCUGAAGCAGGUGUCCCUUAUGACGUUGUACUAGAAAUGGAUGAGAUUAAUGAUGAUUUCCCUGAUACCGACCUCGUGCUGGUCAUUGGUGCUAAUGAUACCGUAAACUCGGCCGCUCUCGAAGAUCCUAACUCGAUCAUUGCUGGAAUGCCAGUACUACAGGUCUGGAGUUCAAAGAAUGUCAUUGUGAUGAAGCGUACGCUAGGAGUUGGCUAUGCAGCUGUUGAUAAUCCCAUAUUCUACAAGCCCAAUACCUCUAUGCUGCUAGGAGAUGCUAAGAAAACGUGUGAUGCUUUGCUCUCUAAGAUCCAAGAGGUUUAUAACAGUUGAGGGUGUUUUUGACUUACUGCUUUAGAUUUAAGAUAACUAUUAUUAUAUUAUUAAUAUUUUCACAAUAAUAUUUAUUUAGUUUUUUCUUAUAGCCCUUCAUUUUAUUAUUUUGCUAACAAACUAUGAGUUUUUGAUUGUAUUAUAAUAAUUUUUUGCUGAUUGAUUAUAAAUCACACUA
Molecule: messenger RNA, 3529 nt
Organism: Amphimedon queenslandica
Lineage: Eukaryota; Metazoa; Porifera; Demospongiae; Haplosclerida; Niphatidae
Product: NAD(P) transhydrogenase, mitochondrial-like
Exons: 2
Coding region: 136-3351 (1071 amino acids)
Biological process (GO): NADPH regeneration; proton transmembrane transport
Cellular component (GO): mitochondrial inner membrane
Molecular function (GO): NADP binding; oxidoreductase activity
Source: RefSeq, a predicted model, not a curated record